AAGCAAUGAUUUAUUAAGUGCAUUUCAUACCCCAAUCUUCUGGAAGUCUCUGGAAGAGGUGAGAUGGCAGCAGGAUGGGCAGGGAGGGAGGUUUAAGUCACAGAGGGAGGAGGAGACAACAAAGAAAGAUUGUGUCACAGAGAGGGGAGGGAAAAUCAGCAGGUACAUAAUAACUCCGGGCAAGAUUUGUAGGAUAGGAAAGGAGGCACCAGGACCUUGGCUUGGUCUGUGCCACUCUCUUUCACCCACAUCAGAGACGGCUCCCAGCAAUGCUGUAUAUAUUUGGGUCUUGAUAAGGACUCAUUUGAAGACUGCUCUCCUCUCAUCUGUCUUCUGCCCAUAAUCUCCACAACUGUUCUUGGCAAGGACACUUGGACUAAAGACUGGGACAGCUUAAAGCUUGAUCAACUUGUCUGCUCCUGGCGAGAUCAGUCUGCCAUGAAGGGUUUUCUGAUCGUCGCUCUCUUGGGGACAGCUGGAGCUGCUGUUCUGGCUAAAGACUCUAAAGAUAAUCAGGAGUUGUCAUAUAAUUUUACUAUUCCUUACAUGGUCUAUCUUCAGUCCUUCCCAGAACCCUGCGUGGGGUCUCUCAUUCACCCUGACUGGAUAUUGACGGCUGCCCACUGCCCCUUACCUGUUGAAAUUCGACUGGGAGUUCCUCAACCUAGCAUCACAAACAAGAAACAACAGAUACGAAACUAUUCAUCAGUUGUGACCUACCCUGACUUUGAUGCAAAAUCCUUGAACAAUGACCUAAUGAUGAUCAAACUGUCAACACCUGCUUCACUCAACCCCCAUGUGGGGACUAUAGCCAUAGCCUUGGAACCCAUUCCAUUUAAUGAGUCCUGCUUUAUUCCAACCUGGACCUGGAAUGAAUAUAAAAACCUCAGUGAUCCUGACAUCCUGACAUGGAUCAACCAAUAUUCUCUUCCAUUCCAUGACUGUCAGGAUAGACUCAAAGAAGAACAGGCAGGAAACAUCAUUUGUGUGGGACACCCUCUAAGGAUCCUAUCUAAAAACAAGGAAGUUUCGGCUGCCCCAGCCAUCUGCAAUGGGAGGUUGCAUGGAAUCUUGUCCUGGGAAGAAGGAAGUGUCACCCUAGGAAGUGAAGGAUUCUUCACAGGUGUUCAUCACUAUGCAAGAUGGAUCUUGAAAAUUAUGGAUACCCACUGA
This is a messenger RNA of Nomascus leucogenys (northern white-cheeked gibbon), 1173 nucleotides long. Its product is annotated as serine protease 58-like. Lineage: Eukaryota; Metazoa; Chordata; Mammalia; Primates; Hylobatidae. Gene Ontology annotation, molecular function: serine-type endopeptidase activity. Gene Ontology annotation, biological process: proteolysis. The record is from RefSeq and is a predicted model, not a curated record.